Gigantopelta aegis is the source of this 11696-nucleotide messenger RNA. Its product is annotated as extracellular matrix organizing protein FRAS1-like. The transcript has 43 exons. Gene Ontology annotation, biological process: cell communication. Gene Ontology annotation, cellular component: membrane. The record is from RefSeq and is a predicted model, not a curated record. NCBI's taxonomy places the organism in Eukaryota, Metazoa, Mollusca, Gastropoda, Neomphalida, Peltospiridae. Bases 38 to 7942 code for a protein of 2634 amino acids.
GAUCAACAACCGUGGUGGUCGCAUUGUCAAGGGAGACAUGAUGGUCAUCAACAAAGAAAUGUUGCAGGUGUCUUCAGUUGAUCCAGCCAACACACGAGGCGGUGACGUCAUCUAUACACUGGUACCAUCUGUUGGCAACCCUAAACAAGGAGAAGUUAUCAUGGUGGUGCCCAUCCCAUCGACAGGAGCUGGCCGAGGUUGGCAGGAGCUUGGUGAUGGACUGAUGGCUGCCAAGAUGUACCGCUUUCUGCAGAGAGAUAUUGAUGAAGGGAGAAUCUACUACAGAAAUCUACGAACUGGAACCACAUCAGACAUAUUUACAUUUGAGGUUGCAGACACAUCGGUGCCACCCAACAUCCUGAAGGGACAGAGGUUCCAAAUUACUAUCAUGGAUGAAAGUAUUGUCGAGGAGCUGUCCGAGCCCACUCUUUCCCCGGGGGUUGAGCUUGGAAUGACGGUCCUGGAAAACCAGAUAGUUCCUAUCACAUCAGAAAACCUUGCAUAUGUAGACUCGGACACCAGUCCCGGUGACCUGAUUUAUCGUAUCACCACGCUUCUCGGGGAGGGAGAAGGAACAGUGGAAAAUGUGGAUCUACCUUUCCAGCCAGUUCUACGCUUUUCCCAAACAGACAUAGACUCCAACAAGAUCAUAUAUCGACCCCCAGACACAGAUAUUGGAAUGCAGGAAAAGGAUGUCAUCUUCAGUUUUGUUGUGACUGAUGGCGGCCGGGAGAGGAGGCUUCCCGAACAGAAGUUCACUAUCCGUAUAAUCCCCGUCAAUAACCUGUCUCCCCAGUUCCGUAUUGCCAACCCAGAGCUGACUGUUGCUCAGGGAGGAUCCACACCCGUGGGCCAGGUCCUGCAGGUAUCUGACGGGGACUCAGCACUUGAAUCCUUGACCUUAACACUCGUACAGGAACCAUCUCAAGGUCAUCUGGAAAAAGUUGAUGGUGGACAUAAAGUUGUGUCUCAGAGUGGUGACAUCUUCCAUGUGCACGAGCUAUCUGACUCGACACUUCAGUACGUCCAUUCUGGAUCUGACCAUCCGCUAGUGGACGAGUUCUAUGUGUUGGUCAGUGACGGUGACCACCAGGUGGUAACCACGGUGAAGUUGAGGAUCCUGAAGACUGACAAGUCCGCUCCGUACAUGCUGCCGUCUGCCUCGUGUCACCUCAAUGUCACAGAGGGUGAACUGACUGCACUAACAACUGACAUCCUACAGUUUGGUGAUGAUGAUGAACUAGAUGAGGGGAUUGUCAUAACUCUGUCCAGUAAACCGGUUCAGGGGAGACUACUGCUGAAGAACAAAGUUGUUCCUGUUGGUGGUGGAUUCAGCCAGGAUGACAUUAAUAAUGACAGAGUCAGUUUUAAAGCUGAGGAGGAGAUUGGAAGUCAGCCGAUCACAGAGCUUCUUUACUUCAACGUCAGUGACUCAAGUAGAAAUCUCCUUCCCAACCAAGUUCUGUCUGUAUUCAUCACACCGCAUGAUAACCAGUCACCUGUGGUGGCAGUUGGUCCAGAUAUCAAGGUUGAAGAAGGGGGUGAGGUGCAGCUCACUAGACGUACUAUCCAGGUGCUGGACAUCGACAGCCCACUCAGAAAACUCUUCAUCCACAUAGACACACCACCGAGUUUUGGGGUCAUUCUCAACAAGAAACCUGCAUCUGGAUCGGAAAGAGAACAGCUGAGGUCUGUGACGUCCUUCAGCCUAAACGAUUUGUUCAGCGGUCACAUCUACUACAGCCAGAAGGAUCACCUCAACAAGGAGCCAGCGUGGGACAACGUUCUCUUUCAUGUCUCAGACGGCACCAACGAUUCCCCACCACAGAGAUUAAACAUUUCUAUUGUGCUUGUUAAUGAUGAGCCUCCCCACAUGAUCACAGAGCAGCUGUUUGUUUCCGAGGGAAAGUCCGUUCUGCUCACCAAUGCCUCUAUGUAUGUCGUUGACCUUGACACUCAACCAGCAGAUCUGCUCUUCACUCUCACACUACCACCAACACAAGGAUACCUGAAGAAGAAGGAGUUUACAGCAGAUCAGGCAGUCAUGGCUGAGACGUUGAAGCAAGGUUCUACUUUCUCCUAUCAGGACAUUCUGAACGAACUGAUUCUCUACCACCACAAUGAUGGGGAUGCGAUGACUGAUGUUUUUCACCUGUACAUCAGUGACGGAGACUUCAAUGAAAGCAAGUCUCUCAAUGUGAUCGUGGGACUCGUCAAUGAUGAAACUCCAAGAAUGACAAUCAACCGAGGACUUAGAAUUCAGUCUGGUUCUACAACACCCAUUAAAUCGAGUGACUUGCGAGCAACCGAUAUUGACAGUGACGAUGCGUCAAUCAUCUACACCCUGCGUAAAGACCCAACUGCCGGCCAUCUGCUGUACCACAGUAAGGAACUUCAGUAUGUGCUGUCAGCUCACAGCCAAGCAAAGGCAUUCACACAGGACAGUAUUAACAAAGGCAACAUUUUCUUUGUUCAUGAGGUUGGUGAUGCAACCGGUAACAUCAUCUUCAAGUUCAAGCUGUCUGAUCCCGAGGGCAACGAGCUCAUUGACCAGGAUUUCUUCAUCACUGUCCUCGAGGACCAUUUUCCUCCCAAACAAGUUGCCAACAAAGAGUUCAGCAUCACUGAGGGAAAAAGCAAGAAAAUAACAACAGAUUAUCUGUCGUUUACUGAUAUUGACUCGGAACCAGGCAGUCUUCAAUAUACAGUUCUGAGUGGCCUUCACCUUGGACAUCUGGAGCUAACAAGUCAGCCAGGUGUUCCUGUAAGUGAGUUCACGCAGGCUGACCUGGCAGCUAACAGUCUCCUCUACAUACAUACCAGCCCCAAUGAGACCUACAUGGACAGAUUUGUUUUCAUUGUGUCAGACGGCUCCAAUGAGAUUAUAAAAACAUUCUACAUUAAUAUUUUGCCCGUUGACGACUCCAUUCCACUGGUUAUAAACAGAGGUUUGAAGGUACAAGAGGGUGUCCGCAAACUCAUCACCGAAUUUGACCUUAAAGCUGUAGACUAUGAUACCAAGGAGGACAAGAUUGUCUUCAAAAUUGUACAAACCCCAGUUCAUGGAACCGUAGACCUGUAUUCUGAGAAUGACGUGCACUCGCCGACUUCCGCCUUCACAAUGGAAGACAUCUAUGAGAAUCGAGUUAGCUACAAACACGACGGCACAGAAAACUUUGAGGACAAUUUCUCAUUCACCGUCAGCGAUGGAACAAACAAUGUGUUUGUCAUGCAGCAGGAUGAACCAUCGAAAAUGGCUCCUAUUACAACUCCCCAGUUGAAGACAGUAAGGAAGUUUGAAAUCCGUAUUUUACCCAUGGAUGAUGGGAUGCCUGUCCUGGAAACCAACUUAGGACUACAGUUCCUGGAAUUCACUGGCUCAGAAGUCUCAAACCUCAUCACGAACAGAGAGCUGUUGGCGUCUGACGAAGACUCCCUGGCAGAAAACAUCAUCUUCCUCGUUCAGAAAGCACCCACCCACGGACAGGUGGAAAACGUGGCGAACCCCGGCCGACCUGUCAGAUCCUUCUCACAAGAUGACCUGAACAAUGGAAAGAUACGUUUUGUUCUAACAGCUGGCACUGAUGAGUAUCAAGACAGUUUCACCUUUGACCUAAUGGACGCCAAGCCAAAUGUUGUACCUGGCAAUAUUUUCCAUAUCAUGUGGUCGGUUGUGGACUUUGAGAAACCACAGUUUAAUGUUACUGAAACAGCAGGAGUCAUUCAAGUCCCAGUUGUCCGAAAGGGAAAUUUGAAACAGUACUCAAUUGUGACAUGCAAGACAGUCCCAGGCUUUGCUACUAGUAAAAUGGUCGGUGCCCGCCCAGGACAAAAGGACUUCAUGGUGUAUGAAGCACAGGUCCAGUUUGAUGACUGGCAGGAAAGCAAGCCGUGUUCCAUCAUCAUCAAUGAUGACUCUGUGUUUGAGGGACCUGAAACAUUUUACGUGGAGCUGUCAUCACCGACGUAUGCACUACUUGGAGACAAAGCGAAGACCGCAGUCACUAUUUAUGAUAUUGAAGAUGAACCUGUGAUAAGUUUCAAGAGCAGUGUUUACCAUGUGAACGAAGGAGAUGCAUAUCUAAUGGCAGCCUUGACUCGAACAGGUGACCUCAGUAGUACAGUAUCCGUGAUCUGUUUCACAACGUCACUGACCGCCACUGGCAGCAGCUUGUCUGGUCUCGAAUCAGGUUCUGACUACAUAUCACGGGGCCAGACUAAUUCCUACAGAGUUGUCUUUCCUAAAGGAGUUACCGAGGCUACCUGUGAUGUCAAGUUGAUAGAUGACAGUGAAUAUGAGACUUCAGAGCAGUUUGAUUUAGGACUGAUGGAACCAGCCUUUCCAGCCACACUGGGCCACAUCUCCAAGGCAACUGUCAUUUUGGAAGGCCCUAAUGAUGAGUCAAUGAUUUUCCUGUCACUGCCAUCCUAUUCAUUUGAGGAGUCUGCGGGAAUAGUUGAGGUUGAAAUCUUGCGAAUGGGGUCCGACUUGAGUCACAGCAGCGUGGUGUGGUGCGCCACGCGACUCUCCGACCCCCCCUCAGCGACCCCGGGACAGGAUUAUGUACCAAGUUCUAGCCAGAUCACGUUUGGGCCGGGACAGACCACGGAGAAAUGCCAGUUAACUAUUCUGGAUGAUGAUUUUGAUCCUCGCCGAGAAGGGAACGAGACAUUUGUAGUCUUUUUGAGCUCACCCAUGGGAAGUACUCUGGCAGAGCCGUAUUUUGCCAAUGUUAUCAUUCACGAUGAAUCACUUGACAUUCCGAGGAUGACGUUUGUUCAGGAAGACUACAUUGUUGACGAGAAGAACAAGACUGUGAACCUGACGAUCAUGAGGACGGGGGAUGUCAGUUUUGAGUCGUCUGUCAUCUGCUUCACCAGACAGCGGACGGCCGAGGUGAUGAUGGACUAUGAAGAGAGGAUCCUGGGAGACGUGUCGCGUGUCACCUUUCUACCGGGAGACAGACUGAAGAACUGCACCGUACGGAUUGUGGAUGAUGUUCAGUUUGAACCUGAAGAGACGUUUCUUGUCCGUCUCACACAACCGAAGGGGACAGAUGAAUGUGAGGCAGAGUUGGGACACAUGGACAAGACUACAGUGACUAUCACCAACCACGAUGAUGUGCCCACCAUUCAGUUUGCGGAGUCUGCGUACAGCAUCAAUGAGCCGAGUGAAAUGGAGCAGAUAGCCACGAUGACCACCAAGGUGGUCAGAUCGGGGGAUCUCAACACCACAUCUAGUGUGCGCUGCAGCACGCGCGAUGGGUCGGCCCAGUCGGGCGUCGACUACAACCCCAAGAGUCUCAUUCUGAGGUUUCCACCAGGACUGAAAGAAGUUGAGUUUCCAGUUGACAUUCUCUACAACAGUGAUGUGGAGUGGCAUGAGUCGCUUACCAUCCAACUGGGUCCUGAAGAUCCAGAAGGGGCUAUUUUUGGCCCUACAUCUUCAGCAACAAUUACCAUCCUUGACAACGAGGUGUCUGGGAGCACCAUCCUGCCAGCAUCGCCCACGGUUGUGUCGUUGUUGUACUAUGAUGAUGUGGAGCAGGGUGUCAAAGCCAAGCCCUCUCCUGGUUACCCUUUAAUCUGUGUCACGCCUUGUGAUGUACAUUCGCCAAUUUACCCCAAGACCCAUUCUCUGUGUGAGGAGUCUGGUAUAAACCAGUCACGCAUCCUGUACCACUGGGAAGUGGCUUUGCCGGCAGAUGACGAUGAGUCGCACCCACCGUUUGUACAAGUGUCGGACAGCACUCUGUUCACCAGUAUUGAUAAGAUUGUGCUCGACAGCAUUUACUUCAGGCCACACUUUCAGGUCCGGUGUGUCGCACAACCACUUCACGCAAACGGCAAUCCGGGUGUACCACUAAAGAGUAAGCCAGUCACCAUUGGCAACAGUAAUAGCAUUUGUAACUCGCCAGCAUUUAACAAAAAUAUGCAAGGUUAUCAUGCACAGUCGUUUUUGGCCAAUCUCGAGUACGUUGGUCCCGAUGAUGAUGAUGAUCAUCCCAACACGAUCCACAUCUCUGUUGAGAUUCCUCAUCAAGAUGGACUGCUGCCAUUGAUAUCGACAUUCCCAAUCCACAACCUGCGUCUGCUGCUGUCCGAGCCCAUAUACAGACAGCAGCACGUGUGUUCUAACAUCAUUACAGCUCUGGAGCGCAAACCGUUAAUUGACGAAGGAUUCUUCAGUGGAAAGCUUUCUGACCCACUCCCGUACGGGCCGGGAUUUGACUUCCCGUUUCAGUUUGAGGAGAGCGUGCGAGAGAACCGGACCCUCGCCCUGUACGAGCAUCUCAACCUGAAGAGCUGUACCUGGAGGUUUGAUGCCUGGUAUCACAUGACGGAGCUCGUCGACAUCUGUGGAGGUCGGGUCGUCUCCGAUUUCCAGAUGAAGGACUCCAGCAGGACUCACCUGACGGUCAAGGUGCCGCUGUUUGUGUCCUAUCUGUAUGCCACGGCGCCCGUCGGCUGGGGGUCCCUGGAGCACCGCACUGAGAUGGAGUUCUCGUUCUACUACGACACAAUGAAGUGGCGAAGUGGCCUGGAAACCGAGGGGAAGCUGGGAGGCAAGCUACAGGUUCUCAAGAUUCUCAUCAGAGAGGAUGGCAAACUGGUGAUUAAUUUCAGAACCACAGCCAAGUUUAGAGGGAUGUAUGUGUAUGAACACAGUACGAUGCCUGGUAUAAAGAGCCAUGUUGUACCUCCUGAGGACCUUGCUAUAUCGUUUGACCUAGAACUUGUGUGGAGCCAGCAGACAUUUGAUAGUCCACACCAAAUGUGGAAGGCUACAAGUACCUUUAAUCUUAAGGACUAUACAGGGUUGUAUACUAUAGAGCUGAUUCCAUGCAGUGUUAAAACCACACAGCGAUUUAUCAAUGCUGACCCCAUACCUUGCACCGGACAGCCACUGAAAAGCUUCAAGGUUCCGAUAUCAUUCCAGCAGACAAACCGACCCGUGCCGGUCAUUUAUUCCCUGAACACAGAAUUCCAGCUGACCAAUAACCGCAAGAUGUUUCUCCUUAACCCCACCACAGACCAGGUGACCAGUGAAGACUGGGACUUCAAUGGGGCAUACUCUGAAGGACAAACAAUAUACGGUCGAGUUCUCUGGAAUCAGCAGCAGGAUCUGAAGGAAGCAUACAAGCUGAAUAUUGAAAAGGUUUAUUUGUGCACAGGAGCUAACGGCUACAUUCCAACGUUCGACCCAACUGGUGAGGUCUACAAAGAAGGCCCACAGUUUGGGUGUAUACAGCCCAGUCCAAAACUGAAACACCGCUUCCUCAUUCUGGAUUACCAGAAUUCCGAGGUUACUGAGCGUGACUUCCAUGAUAUUCCGUUUGACGCGGAGUUUGCGUCGGAGAACCCGGAGUAUUCAGCUCUGUCCGACAUGCCAGGCGUGGAUGGGUUCACCAUGAGUGUCGACCCGUUGUACAAGGUGGACUCGGGACAUCAGUGGUACUUACAAGUUGUUUAUAUCAUUGGACCCUCGGACAAGAUCCACGAACGCUUCCGUAGAUCAGCAGUGCUUCACGUGAACAAGCGAGAUGUUUCACUAUCACAGAACGAGCUCCGAAACGGAACCAAUAUGAUAUCACUGCAUUUAGACUACACCCGGCACCAGUCAGAGGAACGCUUUUCUCUGCCCAUAAUGCACAUAGUUAUACCAAUAGGUGCUGGGGUAGCCGUCAUUCUGUUGAUUGUACUCAUUGUAGUGUUUGUAAAAAGACGCAAAAGGAAAAAAGAAAUUGUGACAAAACCAAACAAUUUAGUGACGACUACUGACACUUGUGAUGGAAAUAUUAACAGGUGGUCGUCUCGACGGAGUUUGGAUUCCAAACGCAAUACUCUGAUUAGUGUUCUAGACAAUAAAACUAACGUCAUCAAGGCCAAAGACAUUAACUUGAUGAUUGGAAACAAUUUAGAUGCUGGAACUGAAGUAUGAUGUAUAGGUAAUCUCAGUAACUAACGUUAUCAAGGCCACAGACAUCAACUUGGUGAUUGGAAACAAUUUAGAUGCCGGAAUUGAUGUAUGAUGUAUUGGUAAUUUCAGUUCAUUUCUCAAAAGAAACACUGUCUAUCCUCCAUUUAGCGAUCGUGUGACAGAUUUCCCAUCACACCAUCACUUGGUUGACCAUGCAUCAUGCAAUGAAACCAUGUGAUCGCUGAAUUUCAAUUUGGAUUUCUGAAAUGAUCAUAAUAUCCUAAGGGCCUUGUGAUCUCCCAAAACAUUCUGUCCCACAAGUGAUGCUAUUACAUUGCAUGAUCACUUCAUUUUUGAUCAUUGAAUGGAGAAUGGCAUUGUGAAGGUACACAUCUGGAACAUGGAGAUUACAACCAUCACCCAACUGGCCUGCUGGUGCGAACAAACAUAAAUCAUGUGGUCGACACAGAACUGAAUUUGUGACGUGAACUUUAUUUUAAGCAAUUUGUGAUGCACUAUGUGAAGUUGGUAAACUUCCUCUGAAAAGAUGUGUAGCUCAGUAUUAGCUUUCUUAGUGAGGAGACGCGACAAUCUCGAUAACAAGUCCACACCAACCUACAAGCCGAUUCACCUUGUGUUAUUUACUUCAGUGAUCAUGUGAGAAAUUGAUUUCAGUAUGAUACCUCUCCAACAUCAUUUCAUUGUAAUUUUUCAGGGAUAUUAAUUGCCUCCUGAAUUAUAAUUCUCUUCCUUUGGUGCUGUGACUGAAAUCUUUUUUUUAGCAAUAUAAUUAGUUGGAUCAUUUGUGAUCUGUUGCUUUCUAAUUAUUUAUCAUAAUUAAAAGUAUACUCUAUACGUAAGUAUUUUAAUUGUAACCAUAUUAUCCAGCUCUCAUUUUGUCAUUUGCAGCUCGUGUAGUUCAGAAAAUUGCAUCAAUCCAAAUUACAAUGUAUACCAAAAGAAAAUCAAGUUUUAAAAACAUCUGAUAUGAACAGAUGCCCACAUAUUUUUAGUUAUAUUCGGUACCAUUAGCAAAAAAAAUGUUGACAUGAAUGAAGUUUACAUUUGUUUUCACAAACCAGAAUGCAGACAUCACUUGUGAUGGCUGCAUUAAAUGUUUUAAUAUGAAUGCAAAUAUAAUGUGCCAUUGUUAAUAACUGUCUAUUCUGAAAUGUAAAAUGUUAGUAUUGUUUUAUGUAAUUCAAGUCUUGUAACAUCACUUUUAUUGUCUGGGGCCUAAUUCACUAAACUCUCGCAACUUUGCGAUCUCGCAGUGCAGUGCUAAAUGACUUGCAAAGAGGAUGCUUUGUUGUCUAGCAGAGCCUAAGAGACCUUUGUGAAUUAGGCCCCUGAUCAACAAGUCUGUAAUAAGCAACCACCUGUAAGUGUAAAAUGUUUGACUAAAUUUACAAGUAAAUAUUAGUGGACAGUGCCUGAGUAACAGACUUAGGGAAAUAUUAUCAAAAUAUAUUGGACUACAUUUACACGUUAUAACAAAUGGAAUGAUAAAAAUUAAUUUCAGUGAUAGAAACAUAAUGACCUUUGUAACUUUUCUAAAGUCAUAUAUACAAGUAUUUUAUCCAUGUUUAAGAUUUGCAUGUGUCUAAAAUAAAUUUAUACAUGAUGGUAACCUUUCCUAAAUUUGGCCCAAGGUUUAACUUUGUGAUGUUUAACCUUCUAUUAUUAAAUGUUGUGGUGUGAACAAGUGUUUUUAAAAACAGUUAAAUGAACAGUAUGCAUAAAGAUGUUAUGGUUUCAAAAUAAAUUAAGCCACUAACAAGCUAAUGAAACCAGAUUUUACAUGUAGCCCUAAUUAAUGAUCUGGUAAAAUGUAAUCGAACGUUUGCCGUGAUGUGUCAGUGGUUGCUGUAUAUCACUGUUCAGGUUGCAUAUCUAAUUCUAAUAUUGACUUAUGUAAAUUUAUAAGAUGGGUAAAAAUAAUAUAAAAUCUACUGCCUGCAAGUUUAUUUUAUACAUUCCAAAGUCAAAACAAAUUACUGUUAAUCAUAUUUAUAGCAUUUUUAUAACAACUUUUAAUUUCUCACUCACAAUGCAACUGAUAUAUUUACAUAUGCACAAUAGUAAACAAAUUUGUCAAUAAAAUGUAUUGAUAAGCUGAUUUUUCACUUUUAACUGGUAACAAAUAUUGUGGUGCUUGCUAAGAAUACUUGUUGGUUUCCAAACACAAUGGGAAGAUAAAUAUGUACCAGUCUGAAUACACACUUGAAAGAAGGUAAUUUAUUUCGUACAAUACUGUUCUCCCCUUAGACCGUCUCUACAAAUAACAAAUAAUACUUUCACCAGAGCUUUAAAAAGAAAAUAAUCUCGCAUCAGGUAAAUUUCAACUUUGAUCUUUGUGUAUUUUACAUCCACUGAACCUAAUACGUGACCAAAUAUGUUUACAUUUGAUUGUCAAAAGCUACUUUGAAUGAAAUAUUGAAGUAUUUGUUUACAUAAAACACUGUAAUAAUCAACUUUGUAUUAAAAUUACAUGUUUUUGCCAAUUCAGUAAAAUAAGGAUCACAAACUAAAUUAAGAGCCAGUAAACAUUUUGUUAAUUCUUUGUUAGUGUUCUAUUAAUAGUAUUAUAUCAUGAUAUUAGUUUAACAAGGUUUGAUCAUUGAUGACUUCUCAACUUUGUUUCAGUAUAAUCUUAACAAAACCAUUAUCUGCAGUCAAGACGUAUCUCUGCACAAUGCAGUCGAAUGGGUAUUUGGCAACAUAAUGGUUGAUUCCAUGAAUGGAUAUCUAGUGCCUCGUCUGUAGGACAGCCACUUCCACGGAGAUCCUUAACUGGACAAUACAUCCUUCCUGCCCCGCUCAAAAGAAUUAAAACUAGCACAGGUCAGAACUCAUCGGAAUAAAUAUAAAGCUGUGAUGACUCAUGAAUCAAGUUAAAACAGUGAUAGCAUAUCCUGCCCCACCAGUGGCACCCAUCAUAAGUACUGCCACCACAGGCGUCAGUCUGUCGUUUCAUUUAUGACAAAAAACUGCAAGAGUUUCACCAAAGAGAUAAAAAAUGUAUGCACAAGUUAAAAAUGUGGAAAAGCAUUGUUAGUGAUGCAACGUAUUUAGUAGAUAUCAUAUAGCCUCCAAAAUGCUCUCCGGAUUCCCUGGACAUCAUUAUAAAUACUACUGAAAUGUACUUUCAGCUAGGAUUUGUUGCACGUUGGUUAGUAAUAUUGAUCAUUUUGUUCACUUUAAAUAUAAUUAAGUUUAAGAACAAGCCACAUCGACAUCUUACAAUGGAAGAAACAGUUGGGUUUUUGUUUUUAUAUUUAUAUUUAAAGGAAAAUGCCAAAAAUAUCUUCUAACCUUCAAUUUUGUUGAAUAUAAAAUACAAAUUUAGUAGAUUAACCUGUGAUAUCAGUUACACACAACUCUUUACCUGUAAUAGCUGUUGUGUACAAACAAAUCUCAAGAUGUACACAUUUUUACCAAGAGAAUUAGUGCUGUUUGAUUUAUUGUACAUAUAUGUAAACAAGUGAGAGGUUUGUACAUAAUAUCAUUUGGGUAUUUUAGUCCUGAAUGAACUUAUGUUUAAAAUAUUGACGUUUCUAGGACUGAAAAAUGUGGUCCAAUCAAAAUGAGAAGCCGUGUCUGUGGUUGGACAUUUAUUGUGGUAUUGCCAAUCUUCAAGCUGAAUGUAUUCAUUAGUGUUUUCCCUAGCUUGUUUUAGCAUGGUGUGGCACCAUUCCUCAAUAGUCUAGCACCAUCUUGCCUUAAUCAGCGCCAUACUGCCCUGAGAUUAAACAAGCCUUUUUCAGUAAUUAAU